AUGGCGCAACCCCAACUCACUACGGAACAUUUUAUCACGGAUGCUAGAGAAACUGAAACAACUUUAUUUUUAACGCGCAAAUACAACUACAGAAAGCACACCGUUCAUAUAGAAAACAAGACACAAACAGUGAUCUUACGGUGUGAUUUUGAUGGAAGUCCAAAGCCCGCAGAAAUCGAAUGGGCUUUCAACGGAAACACGCUGAAAAAAGAUGCGUACGGUAUCAGGAGGGAGAAUGUAUCACUUGAAAUUUUAAUUCCAAGCGUUUAUCACAACGGAGAGUACAAAUGUCAUGCGUGUAACAGCGUUGAAUGCGUUUAUUCGACAACUGUGCUUAAACUGACAUUUCAAAUCGAGGCAAAUUCAAUGAAAAACAUUUCGGUUGAGGAAGGACUUGGGGCAGUUUUUGAUUCACUAGUGUCGGUUGUAGUGUAUAGGCGUAUGAGGUUGAACAAAAAAUAUUACGAACGAUUGGUCAAGAUUGUGACUGUUCGAAAUGAACCUAGUUAUAACGAUUAUGUGGGCUUUCAAGUUCCAAUAGUUUCAAUUGAAACGAGAAGGUUAUUAACGGCUGUGAGGACACGCAAUGAACCUGCUGCAGUUUUAGAAUACGAGUAUGAUGUUGGUUUGGAGUGGGAAUUCCCACGCGAGAAGCUAACCCUAGCCAAUCAGCUAGGAGCAGGAGCAUUUGGAAAUGUCGUCUUGGCGGUUGCUGAAGGACUGCUCUUUGAAGGAGUUGAUACCCCGGUAGCAGUUAAAAUGCUGAAGGACGAACACACAGACGAUGACGUGAAAGAUCUGGUUUGUGAAAUGGAAAUUAUGAAAAAGAUUGGAAAUCAUCCCAAUGUCGUCAGUUUGCUCGGAAGUUGCACCAGGAACGGACCAUUAUUCGUAAUAGUGGAAUAUGCGGUCCACGGAAAUUUAAAGAGCUUUCUCCAUGAUCAUCGCUCUGAAAGUACAACAACCCUCACCACCAAUCAACUCGUGUCGUUUGCGUCACAAAUCGCAUCCGGAAUGCAGCACCUCUCGUCGAUGAAGCUGAUUCACCGUGAUUUGGCCGCGCGAAACAUUCUGGUCAGCGAAGGAUUCGUCAUGAAGAUCGCCGAUUUCGGACUAGCACGGGAUGUCCACAACCAGGAGUACUACCGGAAGAUGACGUCUGGAAAGUUACCGAUGCGUUGGAUGGCCCCGGAAUCGCUGGAGGAACGAUUCUUCAACACAAAGAGUGAUGUCUGGUCGUUUGGAGUUUUGCAGUGGGAAAUUAUGACGCUUGGACGAGACCCGCACCCGUUUGUGGCGGAUUGGCAAUCUUUUCUGGAAUAUCUGAAGCAAGGCCAUAGGCUGGAGCAGCCGACGAACUGUCCGGACGAGAUUUAUCAACUUAUGGAGGCAUGCUGGGAGUUCAACCCGGAAAAUCGUCCGACAUUUGAACAAAUUAGUGCUGUGUUCGAAAAUAUUAGAUUGGCGAAUACUCUUGAUGUGGAGUUGAUGCCAAGAUUGAAUUAUGCAAUCAUUAUGCCGGCUACCGCAGUUUAGGACCAACUU
Culex pipiens pallens (northern house mosquito) is the source of this 1545-nucleotide messenger RNA. Its product is annotated as fibroblast growth factor receptor homolog 1-like. The transcript is spliced from 3 exons. The coding region runs from base 1 to 1536 and encodes 511 amino acids. Gene Ontology annotation, biological process: multicellular organism development; cell surface receptor protein tyrosine kinase signaling pathway; positive regulation of kinase activity. The record is from RefSeq and is a predicted model, not a curated record. NCBI's taxonomy places the organism in Eukaryota, Metazoa, Arthropoda, Insecta, Diptera, Culicidae. Gene Ontology annotation, molecular function: ATP binding; transmembrane receptor protein tyrosine kinase activity. Gene Ontology annotation, cellular component: signaling receptor complex.